Messenger RNA from Penicillium lagena, 303 nucleotides. RefSeq lists its product as uncharacterized. Bases 1 to 303 code for a protein of 100 amino acids. The record is from RefSeq and is a predicted model, not a curated record. NCBI's taxonomy places the organism in Eukaryota, Fungi, Ascomycota, Eurotiomycetes, Eurotiales, Aspergillaceae. The transcript has a single exon.
AUGAAAGGGUGCCUAGCGAUCAAUCGUCCCCUAUCUAACCUGCUCCACAUCGACAACCACCCUACCCCCCGGUGGAUCGCAAGUCUCUCCCAUGCCACCUUCAAGGUCCGCACAAACAGCCAGUCCAACCUUUCUAGCCUCCCUCGCAGUUCUAGUAAACUGGAUCGCCACACCAAGUCGCAGUGUUCCGCUAGUGCGACAAUCCCGCACCCUGCCUUGCGUCUAUUGCCGCACCGCCUCGUUGCGAUCGGCACCUGCAGCGUGCAGCUCGUCUUUAUUGGAGAUCUCCUCCCGUCUCCCUGA